Polyodon spathula (Mississippi paddlefish) is the source of this 2193-nucleotide messenger RNA. RefSeq names its product inactive serine/threonine-protein kinase TEX14-like. Bases 1 to 2193 code for a protein of 730 amino acids. Gene Ontology annotation, cellular component: kinetochore; midbody; intercellular bridge. Lineage: Eukaryota; Metazoa; Chordata; Actinopteri; Acipenseriformes; Polyodontidae. Gene Ontology annotation, biological process: male meiotic nuclear division; intercellular bridge organization; protein phosphorylation. The transcript is spliced from 10 exons. Gene Ontology annotation, molecular function: protein kinase activity; ATP binding. The record is from RefSeq and is a predicted model, not a curated record.
AUGCUGAGGUCUAAACCAUCCGCUUCAGACACAGUUCAUUGCUUUGGGUUUGGAAAGCUGUGUGUCGGAGGGCGGAAGCAGUUUGGUUUCCUGGCCUGUGUUCCAGUGAUCGGGGAGAAGGAGCUGGUGCAGGCUGAUGACGAGCCCUCGCUGUCCUUCCACAACGGGGCCUUCAUGAGCAUGACCAACUGGAACGGCUGCCGGGUGACAGUGAAGGCGCUGCAGUCUCACGAUGCGCUGCUGCCUUACAGCAAGAGCCGCUUCAUGGACCUGCUGACAGCAGAGCAGGAGUACUGUAGUAAUCUGUUCCACCCUCACCUGCUGCAGCUGCUGGCUGUGAGUGUGUCUGCAGACCUGGAGCAGACCCAGCUGGUGUUUGAGAGAGUGCACAUCGGCUCCCUCUACAGCAUCCUGCACCAAAGGCGGGACCAGUUCCCUGUGCUACGCUUUGAGGCCCUGCUGCACCUCCUCCUGCAAGUCUCGGAUGCGCUGCUGUACCUGCACUGCCGCGGCUUCAUCCACCGCAGCCUCUCCUCGCACGCCGUGCAGCUGGUGCACCCGGGGGUCGCCAAGCUCACCAACCUGCACUUCAUGGUGCACAGCAGUGACGGAGGGGCCAGCAGCGACCCCACUCGCCUGCCCAUCCCAGCGGAGCUGUAUAACUGGGCUGCCCCGGAGGUGAUCAGAGGCAGGCCCUGCACUGUCAAGGCUGACCUCUACAGCCUGUGUGCACUCAUUCAGGAGCUCUGCACAGAUACGCUGCCCUGGGGCGGUCUGGAAGCCCCGAUGAUUAAGGAGUUGCUGGAGGGUGGCCACGGCUUGGCUGCAGACACCCAGGUCCCCCAUCCCUACUACGAGGUGGUGAGGAGCGGGCUGCAGCUCCGGGUCCGGGAGCGCACAGGGAGCCUGCAGGACAUCCGCUACCUGCUGCGCAAAGACAUGCAGGAGCUGAGUUGUCGGAAGGGCGGUCUGUACCCGGAGACGGACGUGCUUCUGGGGCCCAGGGGGACGGGGCUGGAGACACAGCAGAACAGAGUGCAGGAAGAGAUCGGCUGUUAUGCCACUGGCCAGAACUCCAACCUCAGCUCCGAUGGAGGAGACAUAGGGGACCCGAUGCAGCACAGCAACAGUGAAAUUCUCCGUUACUUGUACCAACUGGACCAGCUGCUGGAGUGGGAAACUGACCCGGAGGGAGCAGCCAAGGCAGGGGGGACUGGGGACACGGACUGGGCAGCACAGAACACGACCGUGACUCCCUCUGCCCCAGCGAGUGACCUGUCUAUCCACGAGAUCCUGCCCCUGGACCCCACCAGACUCUCCCUGCAGCGUGGCUCAGACACAGACACGGGGGCCAGCAGGGAGGUGACCGACUCAGACUUCACCGUGACGGAGGACGAGAGUGAAGGGGAGGACGGGAGAGGCAGCCCAGAUCGGCAGCAGGGAGAGGGGCAUGCCAUCAGCACCUGUGUCCUCAACCUCAAGGUCUCCCAGGUCCUGAAGCAGCAGGCAGAGCACAGCUUGCUGAAGGAGAAGAGAGCCAUAGGGACACAUGAGAUAUCAGGAACUGAGUUCAGAUCAACACCGGGGAGAAAGAGGGAGAGUUACUCAGGCUUGGGAGGGAGGCAAGGACAGCUUGAGCGUUAUUCAGCCCAGGGUGAGAGGCAGGGAGGGGCAGGUUGGGGUAGGGUGGGCCUGGAUGAAGUUGACUACCGGUGUAACGUGACAGACAGGGAGGGGGAGGGGUUAGGUUGGCUGGCUGAUGAAGUGCAGAGCUGCCGGGUUGAACCGGCAAGCUCCCUCUACCCCAGCAGUAAGCGAAGCUGUGCCCAGGCUGUGGCCCCUCCUCGGCAGUACCAGCCCCCCAUUCGUCUGAGUGGCAUACACAGCGAGGGGGAAAUCCACCCCCUCACAUGGAAAAGCCAGCUCCUCCGGGAGACACACAGCGAUCUGCCGGUAACCGCGAAGAGUCUCAGCGAUGGGCUGGGGGGCUCUGAGGGGCUCAGCGAGGGGGAGGACUGCAGUGAUUACAGCUCAGCGCUAGAAGACAGCUUUGUGACCGUCCGCCGCAAGGCUGACAGAGGGAGUGUAGUGACAAGAGAGGCAGGAGGCAGGCAGCAGUUAAAAGAGCAGGUCUAUACCAAGAGAGGGGGCUCCACUAACAGGACUGAGGGCAGGUACAGCAGCCAGCACUGA